AUGUUAUUAUUAUAUGAUAGGAUAAGAGGAGACUUAAAAAAAGAUGAUAAAGAUAAAGGAUUAGAUAAAAAUGUACUAAAUAAUAAUGUGAAAAAGUAUGAUAGGCAUAAACUCAGAGCCAUUUUAAGGAAAUAUAUUCGUCAUUGCAAUAGGCUGUUAAAUUACCACAGAUUUAAAGAAGUAAUUGAUAACUUUGAACCAUUUAAAAAUAUCUUUAUUACAUAUAGUAACAGUUUCUUAAAUAAAAACAAGAUUUUUAAUUAUGAUUUUCGGUACUCAAAAAUUAUAAAAAUACUAUAUUUAAAUAAAAAAGGAAAAAGAUUAAUAUAUGGAGAUAAUAAUUAUGUGAAAGAAAACUCCUCAUUACGAAAUAAAAAAGGUAGAAACAACGAAAGAACUGGAUUACUAUUAGAUGAUAUGAAAUAUACUGAUGAAGAUGAUACCCCUAGUGAAGAUAAAAGAUUUGAACUUAUUAAUUUGAACUACACUUUAAAAAAAGGGGAUUUUGAAAAAUUAGACAACAUUAUUGUUAACAGUGAAAUAGCGUUACCAACAUUUAGCUAUUUUGAUAUAUAUCUAUUUAGUAAUAACAAAAAAUUAAAGUACGAAAUAAAUAAAAAAAAUAUUAAAUACAUUGAUAUUGAUUCGGUUUUGUAUUAUCUAUACAUAUCGGUUGUUAUUGCCUACAUUCAUUUAAAAGAUUUUCAUAAUGCUAAAAUAAAGUUUUUUGAGUAUAUUUAUCUAAAAAGAAAAUUAAAAAAAAUAAAUAAAUAUUGUUCCGAGUCGGAAAAAAGGAAGUUGCGAAUUACUAGUUUGAUAUCAUCAGAAUUAAAAAGUAAAAUAUAUAAUUAUUACGACCUUUUAUUGUAUGAAAAGAAGGCUUCCUCCCUAUUGUUAAAAAAAGGUGUUCAUGUGGAUUUGCAGAAAGAAGUAACUAAGGGUAGGAAUUCGAAUGAGAGUACGAACAAGAAUUCGAAAGAAAAUGAAAAUAAGAAUGCUGAUAAGGUAAAUGACGAAAUAUAUAAUAAAUUUAUCAUAACAAGUAACAUUAACGAAGAUGAAUUCUCUAAAGAACGUGAAUGCACCAAUAAUGUAAUAAAAAAGGACAAAAACAAAACUGCUACCUUAAGCAUGAAUGGCGGUUCUUUGUUUGGUGAUAGCACUUUUAAGGUGGAUUCUAACAUUUUAGAGGAAUUGAAAAAUAUAAACUGUUUGUACCAAAAUGAAAACAGUUAUGCAGGUAAUGACAAGGAUAAAGGGGAAGAGGACAAGAAGAACACCAUAAAUGUAGACAAUAACUAUAUCGAUAGAGACGUGGUUACAAAUGGAAAGUUCUUAGCAACAAAGAGAAGAAUUCAUUUUAGUAAUAAACGCAAAAGAGAAAAUUAUAAAUACAGAAAGAGAAAGAAGAAAAGGAAGAGGAAAUGGAAUGGAAAAAAAAAAUAUAAAGAAAAAGAAUAUUUAACAUUAGAUGAAUAUUUGUUAUUUUUAAAAAUAAAGUAUAAGGAGAUAUCAUUAGAAAGGCUAAUAGCUGUUUUGAAAAAUACUUCUUUAGAAGAUAAAAUAUGCAGCAUGAAAAGAUUAAGAAAUUUAAUGAAUAUAGAAUAUAAUGAAAAAACAAAUUUAUUAAAGAAAGAAAAAUUUUUUAAAAAUUUAAUAAAAAUUAAAGAUAGGAAAUACUACUUCUACAACUACUUUUUUGAUGUCCUAAUAUAUUUUUCUUACUUCAAGCAGAUACAUAUUAUUGAAGGUUUACUAGUUAUGGCCCUAUUAUACAGCAAAUUAAAUAUUCUAAAUGUUUCCCUAUAUAUAUAUAAAAAUUUGUAUUUAUAUUUUUAUUUCAUUUUUGAGGAUUAUCAAAAAAAGUGGAAAUCCUUCGAUAUAAAUCACGAAAUGAAUAAACUAAAUUCUUUCACUAUAAGAACAAAGGAAAAUAACACUAACUAUAUAAAUGGUUUUGAGCAUAUAAGAAAGGGACAAAAUUCAAAAAAAAAGCAUAAAAAAAAAAAAAAAAAAAAAAAAAAUGGAAUUUUUAAUGAAAAUCAUGUCCUAACGAAUGAUAGUAAGGGAGAAAAGUAUAACAAGCGGCAUUUAUGCGCUGUUACGUCCAAAUUUAGUAGGAGCACAGUGGGAGGUAACUAUGGUUACAAUAAUGUGGAUGAUAAAGAUAAUGGUAAUACUGGUCACAGUACAAAUGCUAAUGGUGAUGACAAUAAUAAUGAUGAUGAUGAUAAUAAUAACGAUGAUGAUGAUGAUGAUAAUAAUAACGAUGAUGAUGAUGAUGAUAAUAAUAACAAUGACGACGUCGAUGAUAACGAUAACUUCGACAGGUGCAGCGCAUACGACGAGGUAAUUGUUCACACGUUCAGGCACUUUCUGAAUCAGCUAAAAGAUAACAGUUGUUUUUAUUUUAUAAAUGACUGUACAAAAGGUAGUUUGAAUUCCAAAUAUCGUAAUUAUUCUUUUUUGAAUAACCCAUUGAUGUCUCCUCAUUUCAAUCAUAUUAACGAUUUAGUUAUUAAGAAUUUUAUAAAGAAUUCAAUCUCUUUUAAUUAUAAAUAUAUUUGUAAUGGAAUAAAAAGACAUAUUUUAAUUUAUUUGAAUUUGAUAAAUCAUAUUGAAACAAAGUUUAUGUUUCAUCAAUAUAAUUAUAACUUAAAAAAUUUAAUAUAUCAUUUGUACUUGGACAAAAUUAUAAAAUGUUAUGACUCAAACCUUUUCACGUAUGAAAAAAAUCUGUAUGUAUUAAAACGUAUAAUUUUUCUUGAUAAUAAAAUUAGUAUAUUUCAUGCAAAAAAUAAUAACUACUUAACGAAUGAUUAUUCAUUGAAGUCUACUUUUUUUAGAAUAUAUUUUAAUCUUUAUAAAAACGAGUUUUUCAUACCUCAUUAUUGGAAGCAAGGUCAGCAGCAGAAUAUACCGUUUAUUAUAAACAUUUUGGAUAGUAAAUAUAAUUUAAGUUGUACACACUUUAAUAAACAGGGCGAAGUAAAAGUAAAAGGAGAAAAUUAUAAAGAAAUAUCUUUUUACUCCAUCAUAAAUUUGAAAAAGAAAAAAAAUUAUCUGUGCAGUAAGGAGGGCAAUCCGCAGGAUGUACAAAAGCAGUCGCAUAAACAGUUGCAGAAGCAUGCACAGGUACAGGAACACACCGAGGAACAACUGUAUGAAGAAUGUGAUUCGGAGAAAAACACAAGCAAAGGUCCAGAACGCUGGGUGAGCAAUAUUCCCUAUGAAGACGAUUUUUAUAAUUUUAAUAUUCUGCUAAAUUCAAACGAAAGUGUAGAUAAAUAUAUAUUAAGUAAUUAUAUAAACAUGUGCCAAAAGAGUAUAAAUCAAAAAAAAGACGUAUAUACAAAUGGUGAGUUUAAAUGUAGUACAAACAGUUUUAAUAAAAUUAGAAGUAAUGUACAAGAAUUUUAUAUCUAUACUAAGAGCCAAGAUUUGAUGAAUUACAUGCAUCAUAAUACGAAUUAUUCGUAUGGAAUGUUAAAUGAUAAGAAAAGAUACAAUUCUGAUAUUGUGUUAAACAAAUCAGAUCCGAUCAUUAAAACACAUACAUUAGAUAUCAAUUAUAGAAACACAUAUAGCCCAAAUAACCAAGAUGGAAAAGAAUUUGUAUUUGAUGAAAAUAGUUAUAUAAAUAAAUUAAGACACGUCUCUUGUGAUAAUUUAUAUAAGAAUAACAAUAUAAAUGGUACUAAUAACGGUAGAAAAAAUGAUAACUUCAUUGAAUCAAUUUUUUUUAAAAAAAGAAUUAAUAAGAAGCUUUUUAAUGUGAACAAGAACAUACAUGAUGAAGAAGAUACGAAUAACUGGAAAAAUCAAAAUUUGAAAAAUUUUUUUAAUUUUCGAAAUAAUGAGUUAAAAAUAUUAAUUUAUAAUUUUUUAUACCUUUUCAUAUUUGAUGAAUAUAUAUAUAUGAAUAUACACAGAAAGGAUAUAAGCGAAUAUUUCAAUUUCGUGAAUGUUUUAAAAAAGAAGCAAAAAUUAAGAUAUAAUUUUUAUAAUUUACUUUAUAAAUCAAAUAAAGACAUUGGAAAUGAAAUAUCAUAUUACAAAAAGUACUUAAAAGAAAAUUAUUUGCACAAUAAUAACAGAAAAGAUAAAAAAAUUUAUACCUCCAUAUUUGGGGAGAAAACUACUAUUCACGUUAAUGUGAAGAAAGAUAUGAAUGACAAAUGUAAAACCAAAAGUCCAAAAAAAUUAUCUAUAACAGGAGAAGAGUAUAAAAUGAUUAGAGAACAUAUGAAAAUAUCAGCUCCAAUUGCUUCAUUACUAAUAAAUAAUAAACAGCAUUAUAAUAGUAGGAUUUUAAAUUUGUUAAGAGAUACAUAUAAAAAAAAUUUUAUUAAUUAUCAUAUGAAAAUAAAUAUAGAAAAGUAUGAGCAUAUCUGUUUUCUGUUUUUAAUAACUGAAAUGUUAUCACUUAUAUUGCUACCCUAUAUUAAUUUGCAUUAUUCUUUUACAUAUAUCAAGUAUCACAAGAAUGUGCACCGUUACGCCAUCAAUAGUAAUGGUAAUAGUUACAGUAAUAAUAAAUUCACGUCCAUGGAUAAAUUUAGAUUUGAAAACAAACCUUUUUCGUACGAUGAAGAAAUAACAUUCCAAAAGGGAAAUAACACAGGAAGACGUAAAAGAUUGUUGAAAGGAACAAAAAGGGAAAUUUCAGCAAGUAUUUAUAACAUACUUAAUAUGAGGAGAGUAAAAUUUUUUACAUUUGCAUGGAAGAAAAAAAAAAAAAGAAAAAAAAAGCAUGAACCCGACUCAGAGGAAGCGAAAAAUAGAAAAACAUUUUACAAAAAGAAUACAUUCAGUAAUAUAAAAAAUGAAACAGCUUAUAUACAAAAAUAUUCCUUAUUUAAUGAGGAAAAAAAAAAAUGGAGAAAUACUUUAUUUAAUAAAAAAAACUCAUUAUAUUCUAAAAAAGAAAUGAAUACGAAAUUUAGUCAACACAUGAACGAUAACAUUUAUUAUGUCAGUUUUUGCAAUUUUAAGGAACUGCAUAGGCAAUUAAGGAGUAGCUGGUACAGUUUAACAUUUGAAGCAAAAACAGUAAUAGAAAAUGUUUUUCUUUUUAAUGACUACUACCAAGUUGAUAUAUACAAAUUAAAUGAAAAAUUUCAUAACAAAGGUAAAUAUUUCCUUAUAAAAAAAUAUGAAAAAAUUAUAGCCCUAUCCUUUUUUACAAGAUACAAUACGUAUUUAAUAUUUUCAUUAUAUCAGCGAGUAGCAUUAUUAAAUUACUUAUACUCAAACUAUAAUGUAGUCAUUUCUAUUUUGAGAUAUAUCAAUCAUGUCCAUUGUAAAUUGAUGAAUCAACAUUCGAGAAAUAAUUAUCGCAGUGGGAAUGUACAAGUAGUAUAUAAAAAUAAUAUCAGUUCAUUGGAGAAAAAUGUAUAUGGAAAAUUAAAUGAUGAUUCUUUUGAAAAACGGAAGCACUUUUUUAAUAUACAACAAAAUGUAUCAGACUUUUUCUUUUACAUGAAAGAUGAAGACAUUAAUUAUGAUGAGUAUAUAAUUAAUACCUACAGUACAAAUUAUAUAAAUGAUAAAAAUUAUGUACAAGAUAAAAAUAAUUUUUUUGGAAAAAAAACAUUUUAUGAAAAAAUGGGAGAAAUACGAUCCUUCCGCUUCUCUCUAUUUUUUGAUAUAUUUUUUGAGCUAAAGGUUAAUUAUAAUUAUUUGAGUAAUGCCCAUAUAUGUGUGCAAAAUUCGUUGAAAUAUUUAUUCUUUUUUAUAAAAAAUGCGCACAAAUUUAAUCUUCUUAUUGACUCGAGGCAAAAAGAGUACAAAAAUAAGACAAAAAAGGAGGCACAAAGAGAUGAAAUAAAUACAGCAGAAAGUGGAAGAGAGGAUGAAACGAAAUAUAAGAAAAGAAGUAAGGUGAAUAACAAAAGAAACGGAGAGAAAAUUGAUCAUUUCUCCCAUGGUGAAGUCACAUAUAUUAAAACAAAUUCGGCGGGAAAUUCAUUCCAUGAGAACUUAGGUAACCCACAAAGAAAUGAGAGUGACGUAGAGAAUUACACAAACAGCGAAGAAACAAUUGGUAAUAAUACUAACAGUACAACGGAUGUAGGUGUAAGUUGCAAUGAAUUAGGAAGAAAAAAUUCAAAUUGUAACGAUAAAAGACAUUCACAGAAUGUGCAUUAUGAAAAUUGUUUCUUAGGAAAUAAAGCUUCAUGCUGUGAUAAUCAGUGGCAUAUAAAAGAAAAAUAUAUUAAGAGUAAUAUCUUUAACAAGAUUUAUAAGAACGAAAUAAACAUAUUUAAGGAGGAUUAUUUGUUUGAUCAUAAAAUCGAUAUUAACAAAUUUAGAAGCAGCAAACUAUUUUACAUAAUAGGAAUUUCUUUGCUAAAGCAGAUUAACACUAAUUACUAUUACAAUAAUUUAAAAGAGAUAAAUCUAGUAUAUGAAAAGGAUUUAAUUAAAAAGAAAAUAAAUAUUAAUAAUAUUGUAAAACAUGAUUAUACAGAAUUGCUAUAUUUGAGCUAUAAAUAUAUUAUGAAAAGUAUUAAAGUCGAUCAUAAUAAUUUACUCAGUUAUUAUUAUCUAUGUAUUAUUUAUUUAUAUAAUUUAAAAAUUGAUAAGUGUAUAUAUAUUUGUAAAAAUUUUUUGCUAAAAAAUUAUCAUAACGCCUAUUCCUUUCCAUUUUUUUUGUUAAGUAUAGUAGUUAGUAGCUGUAGGAAUUUAAACGGAAUUAAAAAUUGUAGCAAGGAUGGAAGCAGUAAAUGCGAUUAUUCAUGGGGACGGAGGAGAAAAAAAGCACAUAUGGAUCGUUCGAAAUUUUGUGGUAAUAGCAUUAAGAUGAAUGAUAAUAAAAAAGGCACUCUGUGUAACUCAUGCAUUUUUGACAGUUAUGAGAAUCGUUAUAAAUCGUUAAUUAACCAGUUAAAGUUGAACUCCCCCCUGUUUUACAAUUCUAUGACCAGCAGCAAUAAUUUGUUUGGGACACAUGAAGAGAAAAAGGGGUGUUAUGUAAAUAAAUUCUGUAAUAUUACCAAUUUAGUUCAUUAUAACGAGGGGGCAAGCAAACUGUGUAGUAUGGCAAAGGAAGACCCAAAUGAGGCCCGUGUAGAUGUAGCAAAUAAUGCGAACGAGUACAUCAAAGGUGAACACACUUCUCGUACAUCACACUCAUCAUUUGGAACAUAUGGAAUGCGGAGUAAAAAUAUUGAAAUGAAUCCAAAAGGCACAGAAUGCAGUUUCGCAUCUGACGAGUGCAGCUAUAGUAGCCCAAGCUGCUACUGUAGAGGCACAGUCACAAAUACUCCUAGCGCAAAUUUUGAUACUCAUUUAUUUCAGUCGAAGCUACCUAGUAAAGAAUGCAUUUUAAUUAUAUCAAAAGCUGUGAACUACUUUUCUAAUAACUUUUUUUUUAUAUAUUUAUAUGUCUAUUAUUUGAUUAACAUCUUUAUUAUUUAUGAUAUUUUAUUUUUUUGGGAAAAACCAAAAAAAAAUGAGAAAAAUAAUUCCAGGAAUAAGGCACAUUUAAAAUAUUGGUUGUUGCAGGACAUGUUGGAAAAAUAUAAAACAAAAUCGGGUUCUAGUUCGUCUUCAGAUAUAUGUUUUUUGGAUGAUAAAAAUUUCAAGGAAAGCUAUUUCAGCCGUUCCUAUGACAUCAUUUUUGAUGAUAAUGAGCACGAUGAUAUAAAUAUUGACAAUAAGGAGGAUUGCAAGGUCAGUUAUGAGAGUGACAAAUGUGAUAGGUGCAGUCAAUAUGAUAAACGUUGUCAAGUAAUGGAAAACUUUACGGUAUAUCAUUACAACAUUCCUACAGUAUUCAGUAAUCCCAGAAAUUUAACCAUUGGAAAAAAGGCAGAAAAUAAAAUAUUAACAAAUAGCAUUAUGGAAGAAAUUGACAAAAUACAAAUUUCAUUAAAAAUUUUGGAAAGAAAAAGUAAUAUGAAAACGAAUGCAAAAAAAGAAAAAGAGGAAGGAAAAUUAUUUAUCAUAAAUAGAAAAAAAAACAAGGAUUCUACUACAAGUGCAAAUGUAAAUGUAAAUGAGAACAAAAGAAAUAGUAAGUUAGAGUACAUGUUUUCCAAAUGGGCUAAUGUAAGUUUUAUGGAUACUCCUCACCAAUAUGAAUAUACCCUAAACGAUCGGUAUAUACCUAGUGGAAAGAAAAAAAAUAUAAACAAAAGCGAAUACAUUGACAUUAGUAAAGUUAAUUUAUUACCAUGUUCUAUACCUAUAAUUUUGAUAUUAUAUAAAUAUGUCGAUAAACAAAUUAAGAGGAAAAAAAAUUCUGAUAUGUACAUGCAUUUUUAUUUAAAUAACUUUUUAUCCCAUAUAAAUUUGAACAAAAUAAAAUGUGAACUGCAUCAAAAGGACCAAAGCAUUUAUGUUGACAGUGACCAAAUAGAUAACAGCAAUUGUUUUUUUAGUUAUUCUAAAGAAUGUAAUAAAUUAUUUAAUAAGAAUUAUUAUUUCUCGAUAAAAAGUAAAAAGGAUAACACUGAUAACGAUAGCCAUACUGAUAGUGUUAACAACACGGGCAGUUACGAAAAUAUUGGCAGUGCUGACCACAAUGAUAGUACUAAUAACAUUUACGGUAAUAAUAAUAACAAAGGGAUAAGAAAAAUUAGCUUAAAGAGUGUGUAUUUAGAAGCUAUUACUUGGCUGGGUUUAGGGGAAAUUUUAAUAUAUUUAAAGGUUAAUGCUAAGCUAAUCAUUUAUUUUAUUAACAUAAUUGACACGUAUAUAAAAUUUUAUUUAAGCUUAAAUAAUAAGAACAAUUAUUAUAAUUUUGAAAAUACUACCUUUUUUUAUAAUUUAACCCAUCAUUUCAUGUGUCUAAAAUGUUUAUACCUUUUUUACUUAUACUCGAAAUGUGAAAAGAGGCUAAGAAGUGGAGAUUAUAUACAGAGAAGACAAAACAGUGUAUUCAUUCGAAAUGAUAGAAUGAAUUUUUUUUUUAAAGGUAGAAAGAAUAAAAUGAAAUCAAUAAAUAACAAAAAUUUAUAUACAAAAAUUUAUUUUUUCGAAAAGGAGCAUGAGUUUUACAAUAUCCAAAUGAAACUCUCUCAUCAGCCAAAAAUUGUAUUAGAAAAUAACUACAUUUAUUUUAAUGAUAAAUUUAGUAAAAAUGAUUUUAAAUUAGCUUUUCGCAUCAAUGAUAAGAAGGCUUUUAAAAGGAAAUUUUGGCCCUUAAAAAAAAAAAAAAAAAUGGAGAAAAGAGAAAAAAUAGAGCAAAAAAAAGAGAAAAUGAAUAGAAUCCAAGAAAACAUUACAAAUUAUUCAUACAUCAAAAAAAAUGAAGCAAAAAGAAAAGAAAAAAAAGAUAUCAAUAACAAAAAUAUUAAAAAAAGUGUAAGUAAAUUAUAUGCAGAUGCAGAAAUGUUAUUUAAUUCUUUCCAUUUAGAGGGAUGCACAAAAAAUAGACAGAAAAAAUAUAGACUCAUAAAAAAUAUUAAAAUUUAUGUAUCUUUAAUAAACAAAAUAUAUUACAAUGAUAGAAAAGUAAAUAUUUUGUAUGCUAGAUAUUACUUUUUAAAAAAAAAAUAUUUAAAAGUUAUUAGUAUUCUGUCAUUAUUAAAUAAACACUACAAAAAAAAAGAUUAUAUUAUUAAGAAAAAAAAUAAGGCACAUGGUUUAAAUUUUGAACAAAACAACUUGUCUGCGCAAAAUGUAUACCAAGAUAAGGAAGAAAAACUCUUAUUUCAUUUGAAUAACCAAACAGACUUAAUUUAUGAAUAUUUAAAUAUAUAUAUGUAUUAUCAAUCUUUUCUCAAAUUAAAAAAUUAUAAGAAAUCUAAUUAUUACAAAAAUAUUUUAAAUAUUAUUUUUUUUAAGUUUCCAAUUAUACCAUUUAAUAUAUUUCCUUUUAUAAAUCUCUAA
This is a messenger RNA of Plasmodium malariae, 9840 nucleotides long. Its product is annotated as conserved Plasmodium protein, unknown function. The record is from RefSeq and is a predicted model, not a curated record. The coding region runs from base 1 to 9840 and encodes 3279 amino acids. NCBI's taxonomy places the organism in Eukaryota, Apicomplexa, Aconoidasida, Haemosporida, Plasmodiidae. The transcript has a single exon.